AUGACAGGGAUCGGGGUAAUAAUGGCAGGGAUCGAAAUUAUCACCGAGAACUAUCGUAGACAGUUGAGCCAGUCGCAAAGCAAGAAAAUAUUGUCCAAGAAGAAGAUUGCAGAUCCACACGGGAUGAUCACUGAUUUGGAAGAGAAGCAAUAUAUAACGCUGUUCCAGACCAGAAGAGUCAACCCAAAACAGCACAGCGUAGUCGAUCAGACGGCAGAUGCCGCAAAUGACCUCAUUUUUCUCCACAGUUUCAACUGCAAUCUUGAUUGUUGA
This is a messenger RNA of Penicillium crustosum, 273 nucleotides long. RefSeq lists its product as uncharacterized. NCBI's taxonomy places the organism in Eukaryota, Fungi, Ascomycota, Eurotiomycetes, Eurotiales, Aspergillaceae. The transcript has 2 exons. Bases 1 to 273 code for a protein of 90 amino acids. The record is from RefSeq and is a predicted model, not a curated record.